CCAACUUUUCCUCAGUGGGGAGAGCAGAACACACUCAAGAGCCUUCAGGGGCUCGCACUUUAUUUGCCUGCACGGAGGUGUGGAAAUCAUGAGAACAAAAUGCGAAAACAUCCGAGAUGCGCUGAAAUCACUUUUAGUUGGAUACUGCCUUGCAUUUUGCGCUCUUUCCAAGCACGUCCACGGCCAAGAGGGUGAUGGCUGCGGACAUACACACCUGGGCACAGAAUCCGGCACGUUGGCCUCACAGAACUACCCGGGUACAUAUCCCAGUCACACCUGGUGCAAGUGGAAGCUUCGUGUGCCGGAAGGGCGCACGCUGAGACUUCUUUUUGGGGAUUUUGACAUUGAAAAUAGUCCCGAUUGCAGUAACGGCUCUCUUGUCAUCACAGAUAAAAACGGGCAUCCAAGCCUCGGCCCUGUGUGUGGUAGACUUAACGCAUCACAAAGGAAUAUAACACUUACAAGCAAUGAAGUAACGAUAACCUUCAAGUCCAAGUCACAUCUGUCUGGACGGGGCUUUUUGUUGUCCUACGCCACGGACCUUUACCCAGAUAUCAUCUCUUGUUUACAACGGGGGUCUCAUUUUAGCACGCCACAUGUGAGAGUUUACUGUCCUGCCGGCUGUAAAAAUGUGACAGGAGACAUUUGGGGAGGUCCCGAGCAAGGCUACCGAGAUACGUCGGUGCUGUGUAAGUCUGCCGUGCACGCCGGAGCAACGUCUGACAGUCUCGGAGGUCGCGUGAGCGUCAGCCGUGGGAGGAGCCUCACACGCUACGAGUCUACCUUUUCGAAUGGGAUCUUUUCCAAAACGGGGUCGUUAUCUGAAAAGAAGCUGGUGUUCGCUCAAGAAUGCAACAACAUCCUGGCGGUGUACGGUUCAAACGCCUCAUCUUUUGCGGACAAACUUUCCUGGUCGAGCAGAAAGGUGCAUUCAGGACACGAGGGUCUCGUCUGGACCGCAGAUUGGAACGAUCCGUCGCCCUGGGUGGAGCUUGGACUCACUGAUAAAAGCUCUAUCACAGGGGUAAUCACAACGGCAUCGGGCGAGAACCACAUCAAUGCUUACACGCUGCUUUUUAGCAGAGACAGAACGAACUGGAAAGUUUACAAAGACGCUGUCAGCAAAGAAGAAAAGGUGUUUGAGGCUUUUGCCGACGGUCAAGCGAGAGUGCUCAACAGCCUGUAUCCUCCCGCCGUGGCUCGCUUUAUCCGUGUGCGACCUCAGCGCUACCAUGGUCGACCUUCAGCUCGAGUCCAAAUCCUGGGCUGCCCCGUCAAAGUCACGCCAAGGUCUCGCUCACCCGACGAAUCGACUUUAAGCAAAGCUAACGAAGCGACUCCAAACACAUCUCCCACAUCCACAGAAGGUCCCGUUUUAGUGGCUUCCAAGCAGAGGUCCGGUCAACCAGUCAUCAUCGCAGUGGGAGUGGUCUUGGGACUAAUCACGUGCUUCGGGUGUUUGUUGGCUGGAGUCUGGUGGAAGAGAAGGAAAAAGGCUUCGCAAAUAAAAUACCCGGUGCCAACAACAGGUUGCCAGAGUUUCCAAAUCAAGACUCUCCCAUGCCCACCAUCAGAGCUCAUCUCGUACCCUCUUGAGCGAAAUAUCCACGACGCCCUACCGAGCCCCCCGCUCAAUGACUAUGCACAGCCUGCUACUGGACAGAAGGUGGGCUCUACAUUCCGGCCCUCCUCAAACGAGGGCUACACCAUCCCAUUCACAUUCAGCCACUACAACUCAUCUGGCAACAUGCCGGAGUACGCGGAGCCGCUUCCACCGGAACCCGAAUACGCCACACCUUUCGGCGAGCAGGAGUGCGCACCCUCAGCAGGGGGCACUCAGUGCAACACAGGCGGGCAACAGACGUCAUCUAUCGGACCCCCGGGGAACUACGACUGCCCCUCACACAGGAUGCUCGACAACGGCUACUGCACCCCCGCCCUCCACGCCAAUGCACUCCGACCUUACAGCGUCGUUUACGCUGAACCGAAGUCAUGUUACUCUUCAUUGCAGCGGUACGAAGAACCUUUGUGAGGCCAUCUCGCAAGAAGUGGGGAUGGACUGUAUUGCCUAAAAGUGAAAUAAAGCUGACGCAGCAGAAUCUUCAGUGACACAAGAAUCUAAAGUUGAUCACAGUGAUGUGGAAGCCAUUGCACACUACUGUGUGCCUGAAAAAAGAACUAAGUGUAAAUACACAAUGCUGCAGAAAGAGAA
Molecule: messenger RNA, 2212 nt
Organism: Syngnathus typhle (broad-nosed pipefish)
Lineage: Eukaryota; Metazoa; Chordata; Actinopteri; Syngnathiformes; Syngnathidae
Product: discoidin, CUB and LCCL domain-containing protein 1
Exons: 15
Coding region: 89-2032 (647 amino acids)
Source: RefSeq, a predicted model, not a curated record